ACUGGCUUUAUAUUAUCGUGGGUAUUUUAUUUAACUUCGAACCUAGUCGAAGUGACACGUGAGGAAAGUAGUGGUGUAAGUGUUGCUGACCCCUUAAAGGUUUUUGCAUGCAAGUUAUAUUGAGGAGCUGCUGCAGUGAAUAUGGCGACUUCUGAUGUUAUAGCGAAUUACAAGCUCUCUCCGCCGAAUACAUAUGGAGCCGUGGUUCUUGGCGGCACCUUUGACCGCUUACACAACGGCCAUCGAUAUUUUCUCAAGGCCGCGACGGACUUGGCUAGGGAUCGAGUUGUGGUUGGAAUUUGCGACGGACCUAUGUUGGCCAACAAACAGUUUGCUGAGUUGAUACAACCCGUUGAGGAAAGGAUGAAUAAUGUUGAAAAUUACCUCAAGUCUAUCUCGCAGUCGCUUGAAGUGCAAGUUCAACCUAUUACGGACCCCUAUGGCCCUGCAAUAGUUGAUGAGAAUCUGGAGGCAAUUGUUGUCAGCAAGGAGACGCUAGACGGCGGACUGUCUGUUAAUAAGAAGAGAGCUGAGAAGGGCCUUCCGCAGCUUAAGAUUGAAGUUGUAGAUCUGUAUUCUGGAUCCGGCGGAGAUAGGCCGAGUUCAUCAUCGUUGAGGAAGCGUGAGGCGGAGAAGGCCAAGAACUACCAGCCAGCAUAAAACCAAGUUCUUAUUUCUAAAAAAAUAAAACUACUCAAGUCUAAUGUGUCACAUUAGAAGGCUUGAGGGUGGAAAAUGUAUUAAAUAAGAUGUAUAAAAGUGUAUCUGUGCAGAAAAUAUAUAGGUCGCACUUCUUCAAGAAGUUGUCUUUCUAGCAAUCUUGAGUUAUGAUCUCCACUUGAGGAAUUAAUAAAAUGCUUUCAGACGAA
Malus domestica (apple) is the source of this 869-nucleotide messenger RNA. Its product is annotated as phosphopantetheine adenylyltransferase-like. NCBI's taxonomy places the organism in Eukaryota, Viridiplantae, Streptophyta, Magnoliopsida, Rosales, Rosaceae. The record is from RefSeq and is a predicted model, not a curated record. Gene Ontology annotation, biological process: coenzyme A biosynthetic process. Gene Ontology annotation, molecular function: dephospho-CoA kinase activity; pantetheine-phosphate adenylyltransferase activity.